AUGGUCUCAUUCCGAGAAAGUUUGUUCCGCUUAAAGACAACAACGAAUGUAAUGGAAACACAAUUGAAACGAUGUUUAUCAUUAACUGAUAUUACCCUUCUCGGUAUUGGACAUAUGAUCGGAGCCGGUAUAUAUGUUUUGACCGGCUCUGUGGUACGUAAUAUUGCAGGACCUUCUAUUGUGAUAUCGUUUGCAUUAGCUGGACUUGCAUCUCUUCUCUCCGCAUUAUGUUAUGCGGAAUUUGGCGGAAGAUUUCCAAAGGCUGGGAGUGCUUACACAUAUGUGUAUAUUGCUUUUGGUGAACUAUGGGCAUUUAUUGUUGGAUGGAAUAUCAUUCUCGAGCAUAUGCUUGGUGCUGCAGCGGUCGCUCGAUCAUGGUCCGGUUAUUCGUUAUCGCUAUUUGGCAACUCUCUCAAAAAUUCAACGAUCGUUACCAUUGGACAUUUUGAUGAAUCAUUUUUUGCUGAUUCGCCGGAUCUGUUAGCAUUUUUUGCAGUAAUAGCAGUUGCAGUAUUUACUGGUCUUGGAACAAGAACAUCAUCUAAUUUCAUUUCUUUUUUCACAGUAAUCAAUAUGCUGGUGAUAGUAUUUGUGGUUUGUUAUGGGUUUACAUUCGCAGACUUUACAUUAUGGUCUGUUCAUAAAGAUAGCACCACCGGUCGAUCAUCAUUCUUUCCGUACGGUAUUAGUGGUACAUUUUCUGGAGCUGGAAGUUGUUUCUUUGCUUAUAUUGGCUUUGAUGGUUUAGCAAAUGCUGGCGAAGAAGCUUCUGAUCCAGCUCGAACAAUACCAUUAGCAACGUUUAUUUCAAUGUUUGUCGUAACAGUUGCAUAUAUUCUUAUGGCUUCAGCAUUAACAUUAAUGAUUCCAUUUUGGGAAGUAAAUCCUACAGCGGCAUUUUCAGAUGCAUUUGCAAGUCGUGGAGCAACUUGGGCCAAAUAUAUUGUUUCAGUUGGAGCUAUGUCAGGCAUGACUACAAGUUUGAUUGGCUCUAUGUUUGCUCUUCCGCGAUGUGUUUAUGCAAUGGCUGAUGAUGGAUUGAUAUUCAAAACUUUUGGACAAGUUAAUGAUAAAACUCAGGUACCACUGAAAGCGGUAAUUGUUUUCGGUGCUAUUACUUCAGUAAUAGCAUUUCUAUUUGAUAUUGAAACUUUAGUGGAGUUUCUAUCGAUCGGUACACUUUUGGCUUAUACGAUUGUUUCCGCCUGUGUUAUUGUUCUUCGAUAUCGUCCAACUCUUAAUGAAAAUAAUAUUAUUGAAGGAAAUGGAGGUCGAAUAAAAAAAUCCUGGAUGCCACGACAUCGUUGGUUUAACAUUUUGGAACCAGGAAGACUUGUAUUAUGGUGUGUUUUUGCAAUGACAUUUGCUGAUGUUGGUAUAAGUAUUGUUUUCACUACAUCAUUUGCACACACUUUAUUUGGGUGGAUAUUUAUACUUGCUUUUGGUACGAUCGCUACAAGUGCAUUCAUUUUAAUCUGCGCGCAUCAUCAAAAUAAUGAGAAGAUUUCAUUCAGGGUACCAUUGGUCCCCCUCAUACCAGCGACAAGCGUAUUUAUCAACGUUUUUUUGAUGUUCCAUCUGGCUUCAGUAACCUGGAUCCGACUUGCCAUUUGGCUAGUUAUCGGACUUAUGAUUUAUGGUUUCUAUGGUAUUACACAUAGUCGGGAAAUGCAACCGGAUUCUGAUUUAAUCACGGAAAGCACCACAUAUGAAAGCAUGGCCACUAUCUCAAUAACGCAAGAUUAA
This is a messenger RNA of Cercopithifilaria johnstoni, 1746 nucleotides long. Lineage: Eukaryota; Metazoa; Nematoda; Chromadorea; Rhabditida; Onchocercidae. The record is from the annotation of a GenBank genome assembly.